AUUGUGAAACACUUGGAUGACUAUGUAAUUGGGCAAGAAAGGGCCAAAAAGAUUCUAGCCGUGGCCGUGUUUAAUCAUUAUAACCGGGUUCAUGCCAAUUCAAAAGCAAAAGAGACUGUUGUAGAAGAAGAUGUAGAAGAAGGACCUUCUUUGCCUUCCCGACCUCCCAUCUCCCCUGAGUUCCGUUUUGUGUGGUUAAACCCUCCAACACAAUCUGUAUCUUUGCCUCAACCCAAAGCUCAUGAGAAAGUUAAAGAGGAACAGUCGAUUGUAUAUGACAAGAGUAAUGUUCUUUUAAUUGGGCCCACUGGAUCAGGAAAGACACUGCUUGCGCGUACAUUGGCUCAGAUUCUUCAAGUGCCAUUUUCUAUGUCCGAUGCAACACCUUUUACACAGGCUGGUUAUGUGGGAGAGGAUGUUGAAUUGGUCAUCCAACGUCUUCUCCAGUCAUGUGACUUUGAUGUCAAGAAGGCAGAGGGUGGCAUAGUAUUUAUUGAUGAGAUUGACAAGAUUGCCAGGAGAUCAGAUACCAUGUCAUCUCGAGAUGUUUCUGGAGAGGGAGUACAACAGUCACUACUGCGUAUGUUAGAGGGAACGACUAUCCAAGUUACUGAUAAGACUGGGGCCAGCAAGAAAGGACCUAGUAUGGGACCACCUAAUGGAAAGGGAGAAGUAUACUCGAUUGACACCAGCAACAUAUUGUUUAUCUUGAGUGGUGCUUUUGUUGGAUUGGAAAAGACGGUUAUGGAUCGAGUUGCAAAGGGAUCUAUUGGAUUCGAUGCUUUAUUAAAGGUUUCUGAUAAGGAAACCAACAAGACCUCACAUCCACUUUCUCGAGUAGAACCAUCAGAUUUGGUUUCAUAUGGGCUGAUCCCAGAGUUUAUUGGCAGACUUCCUGUGCUGGCUUCCGUAAAUGAUUUGAGUGUCGAUGAUCUGGUUAGGGUGCUAAAGGAGCCCAAGAAUUCACUCUUGAAUCAAUACAAAGGCCUUUUCCAAUUGAACAAAGUUGAUCUAAAGUUUAGUAACAAGGCAUUGCGGGGUGUGGCAGAACUGGCGUUAGAGAAGAAGACGGGUGCACGCGGGUUACGGAGAAUCAUGGAAACGCUUUUGCUGGAACCCAUGUUUGAUGUUCCUGGGUCGUCAAUUCAACAGGUUGUGAUUGAUAGUAAAGUGGUCGAUGGAAAG
Messenger RNA from Phycomyces blakesleeanus NRRL 1555(-), 1185 nucleotides. RefSeq lists its product as hypothetical. Gene Ontology annotation, cellular component: mitochondrial matrix. The record is from RefSeq and is a predicted model, not a curated record. The transcript has 8 exons. NCBI's taxonomy places the organism in Eukaryota, Fungi, Mucoromycota, Mucoromycetes, Mucorales, Phycomycetaceae. Gene Ontology annotation, molecular function: ATP binding; ATP hydrolysis activity; ATP-dependent protein folding chaperone. The annotation marks the transcript as partial. Gene Ontology annotation, biological process: protein catabolic process; proteolysis; protein folding.